AUGACGAAUCCCGACAAACAGAAUCCGGUCGAAGCCGACGUCGAGGCAGCGCCGGCGGCGAAGACGGAGACGACGCAGGGAUCCGGAACGUCGUCGUUUUCUGCGAUUACUCAGAGAUGGAAGAGGGAGGAUUUGGUAAAGAAAGCGUCUCCGAUCGCGAGAGGGUUGUGUCUUCUGUUCUCUCUCCUCGCUUUCAUCAUCAUGGUCUCUAACAAACAUGGAUACGGUAGAAACUUCGACGACUACGAAGAGUACAAAUAUGUUUUAGCUAUUGCGAUCAUCUCGACGGUGUACACUGCGUGGCAAACGUUUGUACAUCUCUCGAAGAGAGAGUUCUUUGAUCGCCGGACUUCCAUGUUGGUCGAUUUUUCCGGUGAUCAGAUUGUGGCUUAUCUUCUCAUAUCAGCUGCAUCGUCUGCGAUACCAUUGACCAACAGAUUCAGAGAAGGUCAAGAUAACAUAUUCACUGAUUCUGCUGCUUCAGCAAUCAGCAUGACUGUCUUCGCCUUCGUCUCUCUAGCUCUCUCUGGUCUCUUCUCCGGUUACAAACUCUCCACUCAUUCUUUUAUCUGAAUCUGGUUAUAAACCUAAUUAUGUGCUUUUCAAUCGUUUUUUUAUACCGUGUUGA
Molecule: messenger RNA, 628 nt
Organism: Raphanus sativus (radish)
Lineage: Eukaryota; Viridiplantae; Streptophyta; Magnoliopsida; Brassicales; Brassicaceae
Product: CASP-like protein 4B1
Source: RefSeq, a predicted model, not a curated record